UCUAACACAAUUCUUUAUCCACAAACCUUGAUUACCUCAAAUACCAAAAGUUCCAAGAAAUGACAUCUGUAGGACAAGAUUGUCUUAAAGUUCUAAGAGAAACUUUUAAGUUUCAAGAUUACAAAUCAGGUUUACAAGCUCAAGCUAUCAAAAAGAUUGCUGGAGGUGAAAAAGAUGUAUUUGUGUGCUUUCCUACUGGAUCAGGAAAAUCAUUGUGCUAUCAAUUGCCAGCAGUUCUAAAUAAAAAAGUUAAUCUUGUGUUUUCACCCCUUCUUGCUCUCAUAAACGAUCAACUGAGAUCUUUAGAAGAGUUUGGUAUAGAUGCAAAAACAUUAAAUUCCCAAGUAGCUCCGCGUGCAAGAGAUAUUAUACUAAAUGAUCUAAAAUGUAAAAAUCCAAAAAUAAAACUUCUUUAUGUUACACCUGAACUGGCAAGUACAUCUAAUUUUUAUGAGAUUUUGUGUUCACUGAGGAGAAGAAAUAAAUUAGGUUUUUUUGCAGUAGAUGAAGCCCACUGUGUUUCACAAUGGGGUCAUGAUUUUCGACCAAGUUAUUUAAAAUUAGGUAGAUUAAGGCGAGAUUUUCCAGAAUCACAAUGGAUUGCAUUGACAGCUACAGCAACAAAGAAAGUAAAGGAAGAUAUUAUAAAAUCUUUGUGUCUUGUACCUCCUGUUGCUAUUUUCCGCACAAAUAGUUUCAGAUCAAAUUUAUUCUAUGAUGUCAGGUUUAAAGAUUUCUUAGAUAACCCUAUUGAUGACUUGUAUAACUUUCUUGAAGGCUGUCUUAAAUUGAAAGAUAAUAUUCCAUUAAAGGAAAGAGGUUGUGGAAUUAUUUACUGUCGCACUAGAGAAGAAUGCCACAAUAUUGCUGAGAAAAUUACUAAAAAAGGUCUUUUGGCUAAAGCUUAUCAUUCUGCAUUAACAAAAGAUAAAAAAUUAGAGGUUCAAAAUCAGUGGAUGGAUGGCUUUGUACCAAUCAUCUGUGCAACAAUUAGUUUUGGAAUGGGUGUUGAUAAACAAAGUGUCAGGUGCGUGGUUCAUUGGAAUAUUCCCCAAACUUUAGAAGGAUAUUACCAAGAAAGUGGGCGUGCUGGCAGAGAUAAAAAGCAAUCAUUUUGUAGGAUAUAUUUUGACAAACAAGAUAGAGACCAAAUUGCUUAUCUUAUUUCUAAAGAAGUUGAAAGGAAGGAAGAAAAGGGAAUCAAAAGUGAAAAUGAAAUGUUAAAUUUCGAAACAAUGGUAAACUAUGUUCAAAGCAUAAGUUGUAGACAUGAAUACAUUGCAAAAUAUUUUGGUGAUGAUAUACCACAGUGCAACCGAAGUUGUGAUGUUUGUAAAAAUUCUGAAAAAGCCACUGCCCAAUUAAAUGCAUUCAAGGAUUCCAUUAAUUUCACUUCAACAACAAUUAGCCUGAAAAGUUCUAAUAAAACUAACAAUUUAUACGGAGGUGGAAAAAAUGGAAUUGAUACUAAAUAUGAUGAUGGAGAAAUUACUUCAGAUGGUGAAGACACUUCUAAAGAUUCUGAUUUAAGUUCUUUAAUUAAAAAAGAGUUUGAAAAAAGAAAAACAUACAAAACUUCUGAUACUGAUGAGAGACCGUCCAUAAAUACAAAGCUAAUUGAACCUUACAAUAAGAAAAUACCCAAAUUAUCUAUAAGUGUUAGAGAACAUUGCUUAAAGCUUAUAACAAGUGCAUUGCGCUCAAACAUUAGUGUUGACAGUUCAUCUCAUGAAGUUCUAGAGUUAUCUUCCAAGGUUGAGUUUGAUAUUUUUAAAAAGUCAAAUAUAAACACAGUUUAUAAGACAAAUUGCUUCCAAAUGGUUCAAGAGGUUAAUGCAUUUUCAAAACUUGGCAAAGUUUAUUCUUAUAGUGAAAAGAAAGAAGAACAAGAAAAGGAAAAACACCCAUUUUUUAUAAAAGCAUCUGACAUUUCAAAAGAGAAAGAAAAGCCAGAAAAAACAAUCCAAUCUUUUUUCAUCAAAGCAUCUGAUUUGGAAAAAGAGAAUAAGAAAAUCAACAAUACAAAUUUUGAAGAAAAUGAGGAACUGAAAAGCAAUAAUAGGUUAUAUAAUGGUGAACGAAAGCGUAAAUAUGAUCACAACUCCUCAUGUCAAAAUAAUACUUCACCAAAACAACAUACUUGUUCAAAGUCUACAAAGUUAGAAUUACUUGAUGACAACAUUUCACAAGAUGUAAAAUAUAAUAAAAUAAUGCAAAUAACUCAUCAGGAUUCCUCUAAUACUCAGUUACAUUCAACAAAGCGAAAAAAAGAUUUUAGUAAAAAUACUAAAACUAAUGAUCAUGUGACAAAUGUAAAAAAUUCUGUAAAUCAAACAAUUCUCACUGAAAUGAUUCCAGAUGCUGAAGAAGAUUAUUUAGAUGUCAAAGAUAAAAGUUUUGAACAAAUAAAAUCUAGAACUGUUAGUGAAAGUGAUGUUGAUGUUAUCACUUCUACUUACGAUAUAAAUGAAAAUCUUCAAAGCGAGUCUAAAACAAGAACAAGUAGUGAAAGUGACAUUGAUAUAAUUAAUGAAACUUCUAGUUGUGACAUUAAAGAACAACUUCGACAAGAUUUGAAAUUUAAAUCAAAUGAAUUAAUAGAACAUAAUACAAACCAGGUUCAAAAAAAAACUUUGUUACAAUCAAAAGAAGCUUCUAAAAUGUUCUCAUACUUAGACAAAGCUACUGGUUUAUCAAAAGUGCUUGGUCCAAAUGAGGGAAAAGAUCACCAAAUCAUUCAUAAACCAGAUGAAAAGAUCGUUGCUCACUAUGUGGUAAAAUACUUAUCCAAAUAUAAUGAAAUGAAGCGAAUUAAAACAAAGGAUUUGUUCAAAGCAUUAGCUAAGUCAAUUACCUAUAAAGUAAUGAAAGAAAAAGAUCCAAAAGUAAAAUACCGAACACAUGAGCUUGUCAACAAAUAUUUUGCUGAAGGCACCAAUUGCGAUUCUCCCAUCGAUCUGGAACGAGUCAAGUUUAUUUAAAUAAAUAUAAUAAUGCAAUA
This is a messenger RNA of Hydra vulgaris (swiftwater hydra), 3001 nucleotides long. RefSeq names its product ATP-dependent DNA helicase Q5. Gene Ontology annotation, biological process: double-strand break repair via homologous recombination. Gene Ontology annotation, cellular component: nucleus; cytoplasm; chromosome. NCBI's taxonomy places the organism in Eukaryota, Metazoa, Cnidaria, Hydrozoa, Anthoathecata, Hydridae. The record is from RefSeq and is a predicted model, not a curated record. Gene Ontology annotation, molecular function: ATP binding; nucleic acid binding; 3'-5' DNA helicase activity.